Molecule: messenger RNA, 468 nt
Organism: Spirometra erinaceieuropaei
Lineage: Eukaryota; Metazoa; Platyhelminthes; Cestoda; Diphyllobothriidea; Diphyllobothriidae
Source: the annotation of a GenBank genome assembly
AUGGAACGUAUCGCUGGAGAGCUCGGCGUGGGUAUCGCUCACCGUCCAACAGCGACCAUGCGCAGCAAAAUCAUGCAAGUGAAGGAUCGCCUAGACGUGGGUGAACAAUCGGGCGUCGUCUAUCAGAUCCCAUGUCGGGACUGCCCUCGCCACUACAUUGGACAAACCGGACGACGACUUAGCUCACGAAUAACGGAGCACAAACGGGCGGUCCGGAGAGGCGACCCGUUGUCUCAGGUCGCCACUCACACCCUGGAGGAAGGCCACGAAUUCAACUUUGCGAGCACGCGGAUAGUGGCGCGGGCCAGCAAUAAGACAGGACGAGAACUGUUAGAGGCCUGGGUGUCUGACACCAACGCUAUCAACAGGCAAGUUGAUAUACCCCCCUGCUAUCACGCGCUCCGUUCCCGCGGCCAAGGGGCGAGACCCAAUUUCCAGCCAAGGGUGCACGCAGUCACGCCACCGUGA